GUCACAUGCAACAUUUACAGGAAACUGGCUAGAAGACAGCAGGGGAACUCGAGAAGUUGGUUGUUUUCAGCAGAUUAAAACAAUACAGGUUAGUGCUUUUUGCCCCCUGGAAAACUUUUCGUAGCCACUCUAAAAUACCUAAUUCUCUUUCCUUGAACUGUCUUUAACGAUUUCUUUAAUGUGAAGAACUUGCUUUUUGGCUUUGAAUGUAAGAGCCAGCGCACAGCUGUUAACUGCACGUUGUUAGAGGAACAAACGCUGAGCCAUUAUGGUGAAAAUGAAAUUCUCAGAAUCUCUUGCUUCCCUGUUUAGAACUUCUCUGCUUCUGAAAGAACAAAACUUCGGAUGUUCUUUAAAUAACUUAUUUCGUGGAAUUCAGCUAGGCCUCUUGUCAUUUUUACCUGUUAAUGUAAAUGUGAAACGGGACAGAUCAGCCUGUGUUUGCAGACAUCUGUGGGGCAUUCAAAGGGUGUUAGAAAAUACAGAAAUACUGUGCAUAAAAACGUGCUUGCGAGGUUAUAUGCAAAAGUUUGUUGUUUUGUGGGGUUUUCAUCUCAUAAAACUCAUCUUUUGGCUUGUAUUUCAUGUUAAAAUAGUAUGUCAUUAUAAAUUCUUAAGUUUCCUUUUUUUAUUUUUUCUACUGUCCUCCUUCCCCCUUUUCUUUCCUUCCUUCUUUUACUAACACAAAACAGGAGUAGAGAAGCAGCAGUAGGGACAGCUUGAAUAUGAGACGAGGAAAUCCUUUUCCCGGCACCAGAGUUUAAGGAGCAGGCACAGCCCAGAGCAAAGCCCAGCAGGCCGUGAAGAGGCCGUGAGGUGUGACGGUUGCCAGAGCUUUAUGUCUUCAGCCUUGUGCUUCCUAGAGAAGAGUCUGCAAAAGAGCCAGAAAGACGGCUAGAGGGUUGGGAAGCAGCCGUCCAGAAACAUAGAAAGGGCCCAAGAUUAUUCUUCCUGAGGCCAAUGAGGGACAGUUUAAUUACGCAGUGGCCUGCUGCUUUCAGACCUGUAUGUGGAAAAAGAAAACGUCUCAAAUCCAAGUUAAGAGAAGGAAGUUCCUACAUUAUUGGACUGCUGUGCAGCUCUAGGACAGGUUAGCCAGAGAGGCUGCUGAACUCUUUCUGGGUGUUUUUGGGAAACAUACUAGACGGCAUCUUUGACUGUGUUAUUGUGUUAACUGAGACAGGGAGGAUAAGGAGGAGAGGAGAGCAAGAUCAGGAACUUCCUGUUUCAUGUCUUCAUUCUAGCCCAAAGUGUUGUAAAAUGUGUCUGUAUGAUAAACAACGAAGGGGUGAGGGGCUCGUGGACUCAACUUGUUUAUAUCCUAGUAAUGCCAAAUAACUAGAACAGUGAUGAAAGAGAAAAAUCAUGGUUGAUUCUGUCCUCCAAUUGCCACAUUUUUUUCAUAUUUUACCACCAAGUUGUACAAGAAAAUGGAGACAAAGCUGACAGAGAAUAAGAGAAGAUUCUAAGCUGGACAUAUCAGCCCUAGUGGUUUCAGAAACCCCGUGCUAGCUCUGACAGAGCCAGCCCACAUUGUUAUCAGGUUUGGAGGGAUGGAGGGAAGAUUGGAUUUAUCACUGGUUGGAGCCCUUUGCACAAAUGCCUGUAGGAGACACGCACUUGGGAACUGCAGUAGGAAGGCCUCUUGUACCUGGUACUGCCCUUGAGCCCCAGGAAGAGGCUUACAACUUAGCAGUGGCUGGACAUCCCUCGAAGGAGCUCUUCUUUCAGUUUUGUUUUGCUUUGUUAGUUGGCUAUACAGCCUUGCUGUUUCAGAAGUUUUAUAUUCUGCAAAUCUGCUGCUCACAGUAGAAAGGGACUUUUUAUCUUUUUAUUUUGUUAGAAUACUUUCCAGAUGGGCCUGAUGUCUUUUUUUUUUUUUUUUUUUUUUUUUUUGAGAUGGAGUUUUGCUCUUGUCGCCUAGGUUGAAGUGCAGUGGCACCGUCUCGGCUCACUGCAACCCCUGCCUUCUGAGUUCAAGCAAUUCUCCUGCCUCAGCCUCCCAAGCAGCUGGGAUUACAGGCAUGCAUCACCACACGUGGCUAAUAUUGUAUUUUUAGUAGAUACGGGGUUUCACCGUGUUGGUCAGGCUGGUCUUGAACUCCUGACCUCAGGUGAUCCGCCCGCCUCAGCCUCCCAAAGUGCUGGGAUUACAGGUGUGAGCCACUGCACCCAGCUGCCUGAUGUCAUUUUUGUAAAUGCAUCCUUCCAAAAGCUGUUUGUAUUUCUUCUGGGGGUCCUUAUUCUCUCCUAUUUCUCAGCCCCUUCCCCAUCUUUCCACUUUCACUGCGCUGUGUUCCAUUGUGUUUGAGAUGCAAAAAAUGGCUUAUAAAGUGUCAUCAUUAUACAAAACCUCUGAUCCCCAGGUUCUGAAAGAACGAGUGGAGACACAGAAUGGCAGAAGGUAACAGAUCCUGUUGGGUGGUAGAGAGCACCUGGAGUAUUAAUCUUGUGUGUAAUUUUUAGAUAGGAAUGACUGCCAAGUUGAAUACUGAGUUAAGUUUAAAGGUCAAAGUGGAAAGAGAUGAAGUCACCUUUAAUCUGGAGAAAAAAUGGUAAAUUUUGUGGGGAGGAACAGUAUGGACACAUUCCUGAACUCUCUAAAUAGAAGAGGAAUGAGGCUAACUUCACAAAUCUCUCUUCUUCCUCAACAUAGGCAGGCCUCUCCUCCCUGAAUCCCAGAUAAUACCAGAGUGGCACUGCGGGUCGACAUCCACAGAUGUCUGAGUGACCCUGGUUUCAGAGGGAUAAAAUGGUGAUAUAUACCAAACAUUCAUGCUAGUGGGGAAAAGAAAGUUAAACUCUGAUAAGUGCAACUUUUACAACUGAACUCAUCCUUGGUAUCGUUUUGAGUUGGCAUGAACAAAUCUGGAGGCCCAGGUCUCUGGAUUUCUCAGAAAGAAGUUCCCGGACAUUUGUAAGGUAUUAUUGUUAUCACCAUCAUAUUGGGAAAUACUAAGAACUAUAGGUUUUGGGGGAGUUUUAAUUGUGAUAAAGGACACAUAACAAAAUUUACCAUCUUAACCAUUAAGAUACAGUUCAGUAGCGUUAAGUAUAUUCAUAUUGUGCAACCAAUCUCCAGAACUCUUUAUUUUGCAAAACUGAAACUUAAACCCAUUAAACAACAACUCCCCAUUCCCUUUCCCCCAGCUCUUGGCAGCCACCAUUCUACUUUCUGUCUUUAUGAAUUUGACUUUUCUAGGUACCUCAUAUAAGUAGAAUUAUAUAAUAUUUGUCGUUCUGUUUCUGCUUUAUUUCACUUAGCGUAAUGUCCUUAAGGUCCGUCCAUGUUGUUAGCACGUGUCAAACAUUCCUUCCUUUUUAAGGCCAAACAUAUUUGUAUGUAUAUAUCACAUUUUCUUUAUCCCUUCAUUCAUCAGUGGACAUUUGGGCUGCUUCUACUUUUUCGCUGUUGUGACUAAUGCUGCUAUGAACGUGGGUUUGCACAUAUCUUUGAGAUCCUGGAUUCAGUUCCUUUGGUAUGUCCCCAGAAGUGGAAUUGCUGAAUCAUAGGUAAUUCUAUGUUUGGCUUCUGAGAAUUAUCCAGCAAUUGUGUCUUCUUAUACCACUCUUCCUCCCAAAACACAAACUUGAAGAUACCUCAUAUUAUAAGAUCAUUAUCAUUUUUCUUCAGGAAUGCCUCAAACAAAAUGUUCAUGUCUUGCUUCUGAGCAGUAAGGAUGCAGAGGGGACUUGGGCUGUUGUCCCAGGAAAAGGAGCAAGACCAAUGGGGCUAUUCUGGAGGGGUGACCAUGGUAGGUGUUUGGAUUACAGAUUCUGUGCAAGGAAGUGGUAGGAAAGAUGUGAUAGACGGCCUGACACAGUGCUGUGUGGUGAUUCUUUUGCUGGAGAUGUUGUCUCCUAACUAAAAUAUCAUGAAUACUAAUGUAUACUCUGUAACUCUACCAGGGAAGGGAUUGCCUAUGUGCCUGAUUGAUUUUUUACUCUGCCAUUUCAAUUUCCCUCUAUUUCGUCAUCAGUCAGAAGGUUGGUGCUGUUUAAAGGGGAAAAAAAAGCUCUAAGUGUCCCCUUCUCCCAAAAAAAGGAACCAGAAAAUGACAAGAAGAGUUGCAUUUGUCUAUGAAAGUGCAUAGAAAGCUUUUCCUGGAAAAGAAUAAACUGGGAAAAGAUGAGUCCUUGAAGUAGAACCCUGUCAUAGUGCAACAAACUGAAUUUAAGAGGCAUCUGUUCCCAGCUUAUACAACAUCCAGUACCAGUUCCACAGUAGGUAUUCACAUUACCACUCAGAUUGUUAUUUCUCAAUGCUAAUGAGAAGCUACUGCUUUGAGACUGUCUAACUAGCUAGACACUUACCAGACUUUGUUUUGAUAUUUUCUGGUAUGAAUUAGGCUUCCUUUCUAGUUGCGUUCAUGCCCAGAUUUUAAUAUGACAUAUUUUAAGUUAACUCAUUGUAUUGUUUUGUAACCUAGAGUGGCUUAAAAACAGAGUCAUUUGUUAUAGUAGGAUAUGUGUUCGCACACACAAAUAUACGUGUGUGUAUGUGUGUGUGUAUAAUGGGAGGAAUUCUCUAGAGCAUAUGUUUCCUAAAUUAGAAGUCACUAAGUGAUAUCUUGGAGCCUACAAUUAUUUGGAAUACUGCUAUCUUCAGACUAGGAAGUUAUGCAUGUAUUAUACAUAGAGAUUCAUUUGGGGGGUUUGCUAGUAAACUGUAAUUCUUUCAGUAAGUCACUGCUUUACUGAAUGGUGAAGAUUUGGAAUGUCUUCUUUGAUUUCCAGGCCAACAAUGGAUAGAUUUGGUCGUCCUUGAAGCAUUUAGAGACCUGUAGAAUGAACUUAACUUCUGAAAACUGGGUGCGGGGCCAAUAGAGGGGCUGCUCAAUACCUCACCAGCCUGCUACGCGGAAGGCUAGAUGGAGGGCUGCUAAAGGAAGAGAACUGCUGUUCCACCUCCGCCUCCUCCCUGCAGUGUGGCUUCUUAGGCAAGUCCCAGUUUAGAAGUCAUCUAACUAAGUGAACAUUCUUGAACUGCCACCAGACCUCUCCUAAAACUUUUUUCUAAGCAAACAAUAUAUGCUUUCAGACUUUCUCUUCUUCCCUCUUCUUUUCCCCUUCUCUCCACUCCCUACUUUCGCCUCUGCCAUUUCAUGCCCAUCACCUUGUGAAAGCUCAGGGCAGAAUUUACCUACAUGGACAGCAUGCUUCCUUCCCUGGCCCUGUCUCUGAGCUUUUUAUUCCUCUUCCCCAGAGCAUUUAAUAGCCUUCCCUGCAAAACAGAGGAAAGUCAAGGCUGAUGAGCAUAGUUAUCAGAAUAAAACUGUUUAAGAGGUUUUAUGUAAGAAAAAUAAUUUGGAAAAUAACAAUGUUUUUUAUAAGAUCCUGAUGAAUCAGGAAGGAUAAAUAGUUUACUUUUUUUUGAUAGAGAGAGACUCACUAUGUUGCCGAACUCCAUCUGGAGUGCAGUUGCUAUUCACAGGUACAGUCAUGGCACACUGCAGUCUCGAACCCCUAGGCUCAAGCAAUUCUCCUGCCUCAGCCUCUCUAUGUUUUAAAGACUUCCUUUAAGGGUCCAUAAGGAGGUAGCUGUAAGGGAAGGGGAACUAAAAAGGCCAGAGGAUAAUUUUCUCUAAAAGGCAAAAAUGUUAGGUUAUUCAAAAACUAUUUUUUUCCUCUACUUCAGUGCCAGGAACAUCUGGCCUCAGGAAAAGUUUAGGAAAGAUGCUGUUGUCAUCAUUUAAAUCUUAAAGAGGUAGGAAAAAAAUAAUCUUGGAUUUUUUACAACUAGAAGGGACCUUAGAGAGUUAUAUCCUUUUAUUUUUAGAUUUGGAAACUAAGGCCCAGAGAGAUUAGGUGAUUUGUCUAUGGUCAAAGUAGCUCAUUAAUGAUGGUAGAGGGUGCAGAACAAGGCCCCUGGCUACACACUGGUGACAUAAGGGGGAAAUGUUGAAGGGCCCCAAGGACUUGGGAAUCUGAAAGUAGGUGCACCUCUGGGAUCUACAGAGGCCAGAUCUGUGCCUAAUGGGAGUAGAGUAACAGAUUGAAGAUUUGAGGAACUUCCAGAACUCCAGCAAAGUGAGCUCUACGUAAUUCCUGGAAGACAGCACAGCCAUAUGGUUGGAAUUUUGUGGGUAGAAAGCUAAUCCAUCCUACCUGGAGAAAGGUUGUGGGCAAUGAACUGGUCCUCAUGGAGCAGAGAGGAAAAAUUUCCAAUGGUUGCCCAGUAUUGGCCUGGAAAAUAGGUCCUGAAUCUUGUGGACAUGAGUGUGGAUUGGUAAGUAUGGAUGAAGAUCUUUUGUGAAGUGUCUGUUGUGAUGCAUUAUCAGGGCUCACCACGGCAUGGAUUAAGCAGUCCUCAGAAGGGUUAGCCAUCCUUAGCACUGAUUCCAACACCCCUGAACCACAUUCUGAAUGCUAAGUCAACUUCCUGGGUACCAUUAGCUCAGAAAGGUAUAUUCUGGACAAUGGACAUGGUCACUGGAAAGAAAUGGCAUUUUUUUGUAGAUUCCGGGGUGCCCAGCAGCCUCUUGUGAAUUUUUACUCAGACAUUCUGAGUCUGAUCCCUCUGGCUCCCAGAUAAAAGGGAGAUGUGGGGACCUCUAUGAUAACGCUCUGUGCUUGAUGUAGUGUUCUACCCCUCCCCAAGAAUGCCACUCUUAGGGGUCUUUUCAGGGUAAACAGCAGCCUCUCCUAAGUGUCAGGCUUACUUUGUUGUUGCUCCUCUUCAAAAUGCCACAAACAUUAUUAAAAUUAAAAAAUGAGAUGUAAUACAUGGGUCCUGCUAUUAGAAAUCACAAGGCCUGGCCAGGUGUGAUGUCUCAUGCAUGUAAUCCCAGGACUCUAGGAGGCCGAGAUGGCCUUGAGGAUUGCUUGAGCCAGGAGUUCGAGACCAGCCUGGGCAACGUAGGAAGACCCCAUCUCUACAAAAAAUUAAAAAUUAGCCAGGUUUGGUGGCAUUCACCUGUGGUUCCAGCUAAUCAGGAGGCUGAGGCAGGGGGAUCACUUGAGCCCAGCAGGUCAAGGUCAAGGCUGCAGUGAGCCAUGAUCACACCACUGCACUCCAGCCUGGGUAACAGAGGAAGACUGUCUCAAAAAAAAAAAAGAAAGAGAAAGAAAGAGAGAAGGAGGGAGGGAAGGAAGGAAGGAAGGGAGGAAGGAAGGGAGGGAAAAAGAGAGAAAGAAAGAGAAAGGAAGAAAGAAAGGAAAGAAAGAGAAAGGAAAGAAAGAAGGAAAGAAGAAAAGAAAAAGAAAAGAAAAUCAUAAGACCUUUUUUUGGACACUGGAUGUUUUCAAAGUUUUUUCUCUUUGUUUUUCUUGUUUGGCAUUUUCCCUUAAUUCAGAUUUAUUUAUUAAGUAUCUUCCAUGUGGAUCUUAUAUUCAAGUUAAAAGAUGUGGACAAAAAACAAUAAAUCUAAAAAAUACUAGGUGAUGUAUAUUAGGAAUUUAGAAGGGAUACAUGCUGUGGAGAAAGAAGUCUAGCGGGGCUAGGAGGAGCAGAGCACAGUGGUGGAGGAUGGGUGUAGGUGAGCUGGUAAGGGCAGCUGUCAUGGAGAAAAUGGUGAGAUAAUUCACCAUGUAGCCACAUGGGGAAAGCCUGAGGACGCAGAAGCGGAACAUGCCUGGAGUAUUCAAGGAGUAACAUGGAGCCAGUAAUUUGGAGAAAAGGAGAUACCGCUGGCCCUCCAUAUUCACAAGCUCUGCAUCUGUGGGUUCAGCCAACUAUGGAUCGAAAUAUGCAACUUCAAAUUAUCUUCAUUCAGGAAGGAGAACCCUGAGUUCUUCUGGGUUGGAUCUAAGCAUGGAAGCCAGCUACCGUGUUAAGAGCUGCCUUAUAGAGAGAUGCAUGUGCAGAGAACUGAGGGAGACCUGUAACCAACAGCCAGUCAGGAAAUGAAUCCUGCCAACAACAUCUCCUUAAGGACCACACUGUGGAAGGAAGACUGGAAAGGCCUCAGCAGGGGAGAAACCAUGUGAUGGAGGCUCAGAGUGGACUUCUGAUCUAGUAGUGGCUUCAGGAAGGGACGCCAGACUUGCCAUUCCAGCAGGGGUCGAGGCCUCCCUGUCUCGUGAAGAGGAAGGUGUGAAAUCCUCUUAUAGACACAUGAUUCUCUUUCAGUGUAUUUUCUUUAUUCCAUCUUGACCUCAGGAUGGAUAACUCAUCAUCCCUUUUGGCACGGAUCAAAAUCCCUGGAUAAAUGCCAACCUUAAGUUUGCCUGCAUGUGUGUAACCAUGGCCAAGGUAAACUGGUCUCUUGGGUUUCUUUUGAGUUGAAAUGAGCUGAGCUGUUUGUUUCCUCUGAGCCAUAUACAGAUGCUUUUUGAACUAUCUUUGUGUUUGAGGGAAUUUUUUUUCAUGGUAUCAGCACACCACUUCCUCCAAGUCAUUACUUUGAAACAGUUUUGUAGAGGGAGAUAUUCCUGCUGGCCACCAGCCUAGCCAAGCAAAGUGAUGACUGAGGGAUGGCAGUAAAGCUUUAUUAGUGCACUUCAUGUUUUUGGAUGAGUUCAUGAAAUGAUUUCUCAUCCACUAAUUUUGGCAAAUAGAGGGUGGGCUGUCAUCUGAGCUCAGCAGUAGAAAACAGCACUUUGUUAAUACCAAGCAUUGGCUCCCCUGUUUGAAUGAUACUCAGAAUUUCAGCUAAAAUAAUGUCCUCCGAUGACCUUUGCCUGCUCUUCUCUUUAUAAGAAUUCCACAGAACUCUUUUGAAUAUGGAUUUCCACUUAAUCUUUGAUACUUCCAGGCUCUUGGGUCCUGAUAAGUUUUAGAAACUGCAAGUUUAAGUGAAGCUGUUUUUAACUUCCCUUUUAUUUUGCUUUAAAUAUUUUUAGCAAUGAAUGACCUUUGAAUACUUUUAAAUGUUGCUAUACAAACAUAAACAGUGCUUUUACUAACAUAUUUUAUAAAUAUUUCCUUUUCCAUAAAUUCAUAAAUUGCUUUUGUCAUAAAAAUAGUAAUAUUUUAUAGUAUUUUAAGAGUAAAUUCUAAGCCUUUAAGAACUUUUAUGCCUACACUAAGGAAAAUAGGACUAGAGACUUAAAAUACAUAACCAUGCUACAUUUAUAGUGAUUGUUAUGUUCUCUGAUUCAUACAUUAAAAACUGAUGUGAUUCCAUAAAAUUCUGACUGUAUUUUUUUAAUGUAAUUGCUUAUUUUGUAUAGGAAGUGGGAGGAGUUAUCCUUGAGGCAAAUCACCACUGAAUUGACCCAUCCUUUUAUCAACUUUAUUUUUUUUUAAGCCCAAAUUCUAGCAAAGCAAUAACAGAAUAAAGCAGACUUGAAAAUAAGCAGUCUUCCAUUCCCUAGUUGGGUGAGACUAUCCGAAAAGCCUUUGAACAUUUUCUUAGUGAAAUGAAGAGGAGUCCUGUUCUCUGCAGUGGAGGAUUUGGAGACAAGUGGCUCGGCAUUCGGCUCUUGGAAUUUUAACUUAACUACUAAUUAGCAAUGGCUCUCUCCAGAUAACAAACCACUAAUGGAGUAAGAUAUACUAAUAAUGGAGAAGACAAUAAAUAAACCUAUCAAAUUGGCAAAGAUUUUGAAACGUCAUAAUAGCACAUGUUAAAAAGAAGAAAUGAGUACUGAUGGGAGUAUGCAAGCUAAAACUUUGAGAAAAUAAUUUAAUCGUAUGUAUCAAGAUUCCUUAAAAAAAAACUGUUCAUGUCUUCUAGUGAUUGUACUCUAAAAAUUUAUCCUAAGGAAAUACUAUAAAAUGAUUACAAAACAUUCAGAUGCAAGUAUAUUAAUUAUAAUAGGAUUUGUAAUAAUGAAAUUGGAUGCAAUUUAAAUGUCUAACAAUAAAAAAUAUUUACAUAGAUAAUAGAACAUCCAGAAAAUGAGAUAUGCAACUAUUAAAAUUGUGUUAAGAGAAUAAUAUGGGGAAAUGUGAAAAAGAAGGAUAUAUACAGACGCACGUACACAUCCAAAGUAUGAUCCCAUUUUAAAUACAAACACAAAAAGAAAGAAAAACACUGGAAAGAAAUUCUAAGAUGAUAACUGGUUUUCUCUGGGUAUUAAUGGGUGAUUUUUAAAAAUAGGUGGGGUAUGGUGGCACACACCUAUAAUCCCAGUACUUUGGGAGGCCAAGGCAGGAUGAUUGCUUGAGGCCAAGAGUUUGAAGGUAGCCUAGGCAACAUAGCAAGACUACGUCUCUACAAAAAUAAAAAAUUUGUAAAAAUUAGCCAAGCGAGGCAGCAUGCACCUGUAGUCCCAGCUACUCAGGAGGUGGGAGGAUUGCUUGAGCCUAGGAGUUUGAAGCUGCAGCGAGUUGAUCAUGCCACUGCACUCUGGCCUGGGUGAUAGAGCAGGAAUCUGUCUCAAAAAAAAAUAAAGUUAUUUAAGUGAAGGAAUCAAACUAUGAAAAGUGGGAGAAACUUAACAAAGUUAACCCUAGACAGUGUGUGACUGUACUAUGUGGUGUCUUCCUCCAACUAAAUGUCUUCUCUGAUCUCAAAAAAAUUCAACAUCAUAUGGGUUAACAUGGGUUAACACCUCUCUUCUCUUUUAAAUAAAAGACAACUUGAUUUCCUCCUGAUGCCUCAAUGAGAUCAUCUUAUCCCAGGAAAGGGAAUUACAAUUUAGGGUAAGAAAUAUUUGGGGGACAGGAGCCCCUUAGUGUCUUGCAUGAGACCAAGGGAAAGUUUGGAGGUGGCCUGAAGGUGGGGGCAGAGGCAGAAGCUGAGGCUGGGGAGCCCCAGAGAGGGACGACCCUCCCUCCUCCUCCUCCUGAUACCACCUUAAAGUCCUUUCCUUUGAGGACUCAGAACUGAAGUUUUAGUUUAGUGACAUUAUGAACUAAAUAUACUUUUGUGGGCUGGCCUAGCAAUAUAUCAUCAAGUUUUUUUGUUUGUUUGUUUUUGUUUUUGUUUUAUGGAAAUGGUCCUUGGAUUGAAACGACUAACCCCCAAAGGACUUUGGAGCCCUUUCCAUUUGCAUCCUAGUUUGCCUGGAUUAGUGCUGCUCUGACAGUGAUCUUGGUGAGGCUGCUCUUCAUAAUAUAAUAUGAGCUGGGCCUAAAUGAACACCUGCACAGCAUAAAACAGAGGGUAAAUUUCCUUCCACACAUCAUCAACGCAGAUAGGAGUGUAAGCUCCAUGACGGUGGACAAUUUUGUCUGUUUAAUCUUUGUAGUAUCCCCUAAAGCAACCUUGGAACAUGAAGAUACUGAGUAUUUGUUGAAUGGCUGCUGUGCAUGGAGCCCUAGCACAGCUGCUCGCUAGUUAACAGUGGCAUUAGAGACACACAAAGAUUAUAAAACACUUCUAUUUCUAGAAAGUCAUCUACAGUUUUGUGCGUUUUUCUUUUGGCUGGAGAAGAGGGCCGGGAGGUUGAGUGUGGGGCCAGAUCUGGGGGAAAAGGUCAGUGACUGCAGGGACCUAGAGGUUGGAGAAGCUCAUCUGGAAGGAGGAAGUGCUGGUGACAGAGAGGAGCCGUGGUCAGGAGCUGGGUGAGCUGUUGACCAAGGUGGAGGUUAUGUCGGGCUAUUCUGACACGUUGACCUUAGCCACAGUUCCCAGACCACUACUUAACUUGCCUUGCCAAGACACAACUGCCAUCCAAAGCCAGGAGUAGCACCCAGCUUGAGUUUUGUUUAAUCAUUGUUUCAUUUUAUUUUUGUGUGUUUUUUGUUUUUAUUUAAUGAUGGUGGGGGUGAGGCAGGGAGAGACCAUUUAUAUUUUUUUUCUACUUUGUCCAUUUAUCUUCCUGAGGGUGUCCUACAAAACAUAAACCACAUGUGGUUUUUAUACCCCAAAUUUUUGUGGUUUGUUAUUCCCAAACUAGUCAAUAUUUAAAUGUAGUCAUGGAGCUGCUUUUUACAUAAGCCACCAACUGAUCAUUUUGUUGGAAUGGAUCUGAAACAGAAUGAAAUGGUCCAAGUCUUUGGAUUAAGCAGCUUCCGUGUUGUGGGGAAAAGAGUCAACACGGAGCAGAAAGAAAAUAAAACCCACACAAAAUGGUGGGGAACUGGUCACUUUCUGAUCACACAUUUUCUGAUCCUACCACCACCCCUGCAUACGUAUUUGGAGUUAAAGGAACAACAUAUGUGCACAUGCUCCAGCAGGAAGCAUUUUCCUUUGUCUUUCCUGUGGCCUGAUAAGGUAUUGACCCCAUCGAGGCAACCCGAAAGUGUUUUUCCAACAAUCUGUUUCCCCAGUCAGUCAUUUGAAGAAUCCAGAGAAGCUGAAUGAGAGGAGGGAAGUUCUUGGAGGGAAUCUGGGGUCAUUCGAGUAGAACAAAUUCUGUUCUGGCCAAGCCACUGAGAAAAGCAGGAUCUGCUGAGAAACAGGAGAAAGAAUCACCCACGCCUCUGUGAUAUGUUUGGUAACAAAAUGUGAAGCUCCUUCACAGGAUCAGAGGUGAGUAGCUGUGGUGGUCUCCACUGCCCAGGCUGGAUGAGCAGAAUCGUCUGAUUGGCCUUUCAUGACUUUAAACGGAGCUCAGGCACAUGUAGACAUCCCAGGACCACCAGAAGCAGUGGCUCCCAGCCCCGACUGACCCCGUGCCCACUUGUAAUAACAGUAUUUUCUAAUGCCCUCUUCAAAAUCUUCAGUGAACCUUCACAAAUAAAAUAAUCUGACUUCACACACAAUUUCCCUCCAAAUCAAUGUAGUCUUAAUUUAAAAGAGAAAUGAAAGUAAUUUAUUAUAAAAUAACUUCAGUUUGUAAGUGAUCAGGUACAACUCAUCAGAAAACAAAAGUACAUGGUCAGGUGUUUGCGUGUAUGCGUAGGAUCACGGUGGGUGUGACAGCUGCCAUUGCAGGCUCUCUUGAGUUAAAGACUUCAGUAACACCAUUGACAUUGUCCUUGGGCUCAUGAUUUUCCAAAGGGGCAACUAACUCUUGGUAAAUAUCUGAACAAAACAAAGUAUUUCAUUUGUAUGACAUUUGCAUUACCGGAAAAUACAGGGAAUGAAUACAACAGUGCAAUAACUAUUUUGAGUUUAUGUAUAAAUUGGAGUUAAGGUCUAGGCUCAGAUAACUAGAAAUAGUUUUUUCAACCACAUCAAUAUGUAACAGGACCUUUGAAGGUCCUGUGGGACAAUUCUUUACUGAGUGAGACAGUGUGGUACAUUGCAGAUCAUCUGAAUCCCAGGAAGGCCCCCCAUUCUUAUGGCACUCACAAAUGCCCACCAUUUACUGUCCACCUGCAGAGUAGUUGGGUCUGCCUCUCCCAGGCAGCUGCACUAGCCAGGCCUGGCUUAUAUGCAGUCAGAGGGCCCCUAGGGGAGUCUUAGGUCACUGAGCCCUUCCCACAGUGUUCAGAUGGGUGGUGUCAGGCCCAGAGGUGCAGAGCUAUUUACCCUUGUUCCUGAGAAUCCAAGGGAGGGGCCUUUAGUGUCCAUAUAGUUCUGUCCUCCAGCAGGUGAUACUGAGUAGCCAUUUAGCUACAGAGAAGUCUGAAUAAGGAACAAUAUGGCUACUUUCACCAGCCCAGAAGUAAUUGUAAAGGCCCAUUCUGGCCUUUAUACCUAAUGAUUAGCAACCAUAGGGAACACACAGCUAUCUUCAUGCCAGCAGCUUCUCUCAGUGUGUGUGCACAAGUAUGUACCUGGCAGGAUGUGAAAAUGGGGCUUUCCACCAGUUUCUCCCUUGGGUUGCAAGAAGCCUCUUUCUAUCAUUCACAUGGGUUUUCCCCUGGGGGCCACUUAUAUUGGAUGCUGGUAACUGGGAAAUGUUUGCAUUUUAAUUAAAUUACCUAAGACAAGAUAGUGCUUAGAAAAAAAAAAGAAAAAAACAUGAAUGGUCUUUCCACAUGUGAAAUCAUUUUCUCUUCAAAGAAAUAAGGCAAGUGAUGUUCCAACCUCAGCACUUGUAUUUGUUUGCUUUUUGUUUCUUGGUUUUUGCUGAGCACAAAACUGCCAAACUCAGCAUGGAGAGGUGAACUUCCACGCUGUGUCCUCAGCAUCUAGGGUACUGGCAUCAGGCACACAGGGGCAUAGAAUGCAGAUUUGUUGGAUAUGAGUACGUGAAGCCGUUAUGGGACUGUCCUUUCUAGAUAGUCCUGGGCCUCUUUUUUUUCACCCUAGUUUGGUUCCCCUGCCUCUUUUCCAAGUCAGUCAUCUCACUAUUUUCUAACUCAUUCUCUUCCUGACACUGGCAAACAGCCCUGCGUGAGAAAGAGUCGUUAAAUCUGUUGGCAGGGCCCCCCAUUAUUGUCUUUUUAAAUGGCUGUCUUGUGUCAACCUGUUGGGAGAAGCAAGAGCCUCCCCAGGUCUUUUUGGAGAGCAAAUCUAACAAUUUCCACUUUAUCCUGGCACCUUUUUGCCUAGAGCCAAACGUGGAGCAGCAUAAUCACAACCCCAGGUUAAGUGAAAGUUAGAACUAAACUUAGAGCUGGAAGCUUGUAAAAUUCACUUACAAAUAUUUUCAAGCACCUGCAUUAUGCCAGAUACUGUUCUAAGUUGUUGGGGCAGCAGCAGUGACCAAGACAAACUCUGCCCUCGUGGAGCUGCCUCUCUGGUGGGAAGAGCAGAUCAGGCACAAAUACUGCAGAACAUGAGUGGAGUGAGGGGAGCAGCCAAGAGAACAGUGUCCUCAGAAGAGGGGACAGCAAGCACAAAAUCCCUAAGGCAAAGAGAUGGGGGGAGAAGGUAGGGAAAGAGGUCAAGGAAGGAGAGGGGAAGUGGGGGAGUGUCAAAUCCUCGAGGACCUUGCUAGUCAUGGCAAGGACUUUAGGUUUUACUUGGUAUAAAAUGGAAAGCCACUGAAGUGUUUGAGUCCGUGAAUGCUGUAGUUUGUAUGUGUCCCUUGAAGUUCAUUUGUCAGAAACUUAAUCCUGAAUGCAACCAUGUUCAGAGGUGGGACUUCUUUAUUUUAUUUUAUUUUUUUUGAGAUGGAGUCCUGCUCUGUUGCCCAGGUUGGAGUGCAGUGGUGCGAUCUCGGCUCACUGCAACCUCCGCCUCCUGGGUUCACUCCAUUCUCCUACCUCAGCCUCCCGAGUAGCUGGGAUUACAGGCGCCCGCCACCACGCCCAGCUAAUUUUUUGUAUUUUUAAUAGAGACGGGGUUUCACCGUGUUAGCCAGGAUGGUCUCGAUCUCCUGCCCUCGUGAUCCGCCUGCCUCAGCCUCCCAAAGGAGAGGUGGAACCUUUAAGAGAUGAUUAGGUCCUGAGUGCUCUGCCCUUAUAAAUGAAUUAAUGUCCUUAUCAUGGGACUAGGUUAGUUAUCACAAGAGUGGGUUCUUGAUAAAAGGAUGAAUUCUGUUUCCUUCCUUCCCUGCCUCUCAUUGUGCAUGCUCUCUUGCCUUCAGCCAUGGUAAUGACACGGCAAGAAGGCCCUCACCAGAUGUGGCCCCUCGACCUUGGACUUCUCAGCAUCCAGAACCGUAUCUGGCCUUUUCAUAAAUUACUCAGUCGCCAGUAUUCUGUUACAGCAGCACAAAACAGACUAAGGCAAUGUAUUUUUUCUGAGCCCUUAAUUUAAAACUUCUUUACUGCAGUAUCUCUUCACAUGUGGUACUAGAAGUGUUAGCACUAAGACCUCGGGGAAGAGAAGCCAAUUUAGCUCUUCUACUGGCCACAAAUCCAACAAUACCUAGUCAAUUCCUUGUUUUAAGAGAUGGCUUCAAGCAGAAUAAACUCUUCCUAAGAAUUUAUAACUAUAAAGCGCAGAGUUGGCUCUAGGUGGACCAAGACUUUUCCGGGACUGACAUUGAUUGAACAUCUGUUAAGUGUCAUUCAGGCAUCCUGCCAGCAUAAAAGAUGAGUAAGAUGGGGCCUGCGUGUCAGGCCCUCACUGUCUAGAGUUGUGUUGCCCAGUGUGGUAGUGGCUCUGGAGCACUUGAAGUGCUGCCAGUAGUAAAGUAAACACCAGUUUCUGAAGACUUCUUGUGAAAAAAAGAGUAUAAAAUACCUAAUUCAUAGUUCUUUUCAAAUGUUUAGUACAUGUUAUAAUGAUACUAUUUGGGGGGAUUUUCAUUGGUUUUUUUGAUACUAUUUUUGAAGUAGUGUGUUAAAAGAAAAUAUUACAAUCUCACCUAUUUACUUUUACUAUUUCUAACAUAGCUCGUAGAAAAUAUAGAAUUGCACACGUAACUCAAAUUAUAUUUCUACUGAACAGUGCUGAUCUAGAAAAAAGGGUCUGUUCUUUUGUUGGUUGGACUUUUAUUUUUACUUUUUUAUUGCCACUAAUAAUGGGUGUUCAGAUUUUGAGAGUUUACUCCUUUUCUGGGAAGAACCACUUGUUCUUUGACCAUUGUAGGGGAGCCCUCAUUCUAUCCAGUUUCUCCAAGAGCAAAAGAAAUUAUUUUGAGAAGUAAAAGGUAACUUCUGUAACUCUGUAAGUUACCUCUACAAGUCUGAGCAUUUUUACACUAGAUUAAGCAAACCUCUUUAACAGCCUCUAGUGGAUAAGGAAGGGAAUGAGCCACAAGUCUUUUUUUUUUAAUGCUUUUUGUUAUGGAAACAUUUUAAAUAUAUAUGAAAAGUAGACAGAACUGUGUAACAAACUGCUGUGUACUCCUCACCCAGCUUCAAGAAUGGCUAUUUCAUGAUCAAUUUUGUUUCAUUUGUACCCCUACCCACUUUCCCUCCUUUUCUAUAUUACUUUGGAAACAAGCCCAGGCAUCAUAUUUCAUCCACAAAUAUUUCAGUAUAUAUCUCUAAAAGUUAGGGAUUCUUUGUAAAAUACAAUAUAACCACAGUAACAUUAUCACACCUAACAAUUAUCAAUAUCUUAAUAUCAUUAAAUAUCUGAACAAUAUCCAAAUUUCCAAUUGCCUCAUUUUUGUUUUUUAGUUUAUUUGACUCAGGAUCCAAGUAACAUCUACACGUUGCCUUUUGUUUGUUUGUUUGUUUGACACAGAGUCUUGCUCUGUCGCCCAGGCUGGAAUGCAGUGGCGUAAUCUCGGCUCACUGUAACCUCCGCCUUCCGGGUUCAAGCAAUUCUCCUGCCUUAGCCUCCUGAGUAGCUGGGAUUACAGGUGCGCACCACCCCACCACGCCCAGCUAAUUUUUGUAUUUUUGGUAGGGACAGGGUUUCACCAUGUUGGUCAGAUUGGUCUCGAACUCCUGAUAUUGUGAUCCGCCUGCCUCUGCCUCCCAAAGUGCUGGGAUUACAGGCGCGAGCCCCUGCGCUGGCCCACAUGUUGCUUUUGAUUGCUGUACCUCUUGAGUCUCAGGCUCCCCUCGCUCUUACUGCAUUGGCUUCAUGCUCAGUCUCCACGUCUAUAAUGUGGGUAUAAUACUGCCAUUCCAGCCCCACACCUCUAAUGUGGAUAACAUACUACCAAUUCAGCCCCACACACCUUAGAAUAAGUCUCACUACAUCUCCUUGGUUCAAAAGUAGUCUCUGAACCAGUCACUGCAGCCAGGGAACCCAAGGCUUUAAUUAGCCAGGGCUGGUCACUUUCCAUUCCUGGAGUCAGAGUAGAGUUACUCCAGAUCUGGAUCAUAAUCCCAAAAGACACAGUCCAGAACACCAUAAUCCCGAAUGUUGAAAUUCCCAAAGAUGAAAAUCCCUAAAGUAUAAAUCUCUAAAGUCUAAAAUCCUGAACAUCUAAAAUCCCCAAAAUCACAAUCACAGAAUAGCUGCAUCAUGUUAGGCCAGCUCUUCGGACUAUCUCCAUGCAAUUGCCCAUAAUCUAUCCCCAUAAUACUCUUUUCAUAUGUUGAAUUUUCUUUUUAGUUCUUUUUCUUAUUUUAGUUUUUUUUCCACUAUUUUAAAGUUUCAGCAUGAUUUUUUAUAAUUCACUAUGCCAUCUAUUUCAUCUUUUCAUCAUUUCCAAUACUGGACAUAUACAUUGUGAAGAGACUUUUGGAAAAUUCUAAUUCAUUAAAUGCCUUUUUUGCAAAUUUAACUCCAUAAAAAUGCAUCAGCACAGCAUUGACUUUGUGUGUAAGCAUUGCGCAUAUACAUAAAAAUGUUGAAACAUCCUCAAUAAAUGAAGAGAUGGCCUUUUAUACAAAUCUGCGUUUGUGAAGAAAAUUUCUUGAGAUCUCAGCUCUUUGGGCAACUGCCUAUGUGGUAACUGCAUGUCACAGUUUUUUAUUGAUCUCAUCAAAAGAUUCUUUGUCACAGUAUUUCAGAUGACCAAAUUUAUAAAGCUGGGCACAAACAAUACCAACUGUAGUGAUAUGCAUUUGUACACUUCUCUUCUUGCCCUAUUUCUUUAUGAAUACAGAUGUCUGCUUAUAACUUCUAUACCUGUGCUACUGUCGUUGGAAUACCUGAGUGUUUAUGCUUGCAAAAAUAUUUGUGUUAUUAUUGUCUAUUUUAUUGUGUAAAAUGGCCUAUGAAGUGUUCUGUCAUGUUUUUAUAUGUUUCUUAAAUAAAUCCUCCUUUAAAAUGUAAAUAAAUAUCUUUCAAAUAAUUCUCUAUUAUUUCUUCCAGAAUUAUAUUUUCAGGAUUUUGAUCUUUUGGGAUUUCAGUAUUCAGGAUUCUGGUGUUUGGAAUUGUGUCUCUCAGGAUUAUGAUCGGGUCCCUCCCCACUCUAUCUAAUGUUAGCAUGCUGUAGAGAAUUUGGGUUUUCCAACCUGCAAGUCUCCAAAUUAUUUGACUCUCACCCAUCUUGGUUGCAGAUCACAGCCAAAAAAAGGCCUCUCUUAACAAAGCCGUAUUUUUUCCCUCUGUGCCUCUAGUCAGUUUUGAGCCUACAUUUAUCUCUUUCCUGUGGAUCUUACUAAAAGACACAAGAAAUAGCCAACACACUGCACCAUUCUAAAUGCUUUUCCAGUGAAUCCAUUAAUGGUGUACCAUGAGUAGGCUCCUGUCUCAGACCGAGGAGUCAAUAGGUGGCAGCAUAACUAGCUAUUUUGUUGUCACUUAACAAGGACUGCCAAUUUUCCAGUCCAGGCCAGCCUGCGCUAGCCUUCCCCAACCUCAAAUCAGCCAGUUGCACAUUUUAGGCUUAGUCACAUUCAACACUCACUUCUAGUACCAAUUCCUUUAUCACUUAAGAGUCUUUGCAUUGCUAAUGAUAGAAAACGUGACCAUACCAGCUUAAAUAAAAUAGAGAAUUUAUUUGCAUAAAUUAAAGGUCUAGAAAAAGGCCAUCUUCAGUUAUAGAUAGAUUCAGGGCUCAACCAACAACACCAGCACUUGGUUUUUCUCCCUCUUCCAAUUCCCAUUUUGUUGGUCUUGGUUUUAGACCCCAUGUGGUCAAAGGAUGAGUGCAGCAGGCCCAUCCCCUACAUCCUCAACAGAUCUGGUUCCAGCCUCAUCCCUCAGGGAUAGAGCUCGCCUCAGCCUACAAAUUUCCUUGAUUCUGAUGAUCACAAGCCAUCACCAGAAGUCUCUAGGGCCAAAUGAAUGCAAGGCUCUGAUUAGCCAGCCUUGAAUCACAUGCUUUUCCUCUGUCUGGAAUGGGAGUGAAUGCCUCUGGAUGCACAUGGUUUGAGAGUGAGCACGGGAUGAUUCUCCAUACAAACAAAUGGACGUGAUUAUAAGUAGGGGGAAUGGUUGCUGAGCUGCCAAAACACAACAGAAUACACUGCAGACUUUUCCCCAAGUAAGAUUACAUCAAUUUAUAUUAACAGGGUGCAGAAUACUACAAGGUUUGUUUUUAAUUUAUCUAUGUUUCUGAGAUUAUUUUUAAAUGAUCAACCCUGUAUGUAGCUGUACUGAUAAUUAUGUGGUGGAGAGGAUUAUUCCUUUGUUUCUGCUCUUUUAAAUCAAAUAAUUCCCAUAUUUUAACAUUUUGAAAAUAGAUUCUUACAACUAAUGCAUAUCUUUAAUCUGGUAGUGUUUCUUUUUCACCCUAAAAAUCUAUAAGGAGUCAUUCUGCAGUAUAAGAAGGAAUAAUGUAAGUUUUAGAACUGCGGGAUGCAGUAUUAUAAAACACCUUUCCACUACUGGGGAAAUACUGCACCAUAACAGGUAGUCAUGGAAACACAACUUGAAAAACCAGAAUUAUUUAAAACUUAUGUUGCCAUAUUUUACACAUGCCACUGUUGCACUGAUUCAGUCCAUGUUGACUGGGGGCCACGGCAGGAGGCUGUGAUUCUUCAGCACUUUUUCUACACUGGCUAGACCUACAUUAUUGUUUUAUAAUCUUCUGCCUGCUCUUGGUUUUUUAUUUCUAUAGAUUAAUAUGGAGGAUUCUUUAUGUGAUUGGUCUGCGAGCCUAUUGGUUAUUGUUUUACUCUGUCAUUAAGCUCAGACUGAUGCAUAUUAAAUGGGAAAGAGAUACGCAUUUAAAAUUCUCUUUAAGUCCAGAAUUGUGAUUGUCUUUAUUCAUCCAGGCUUUCAAUCCACUUAUCUCAGGCCUUUGGUUAUAGUAUAACAACCUCUCCCAUCCGCAUCACAGCCUUUCUCUCCACCCUCUUUCUUCUGCCUCUUCUUGUACUUACAGAAAGGAGGUAGGUGGUAUCACCCGAACCUGAAAUGAGGCUAAAGACAUUAAUGGCGCUGGACAGUGGAGUGGAGCCCAGGCUUUGGCCACUGCUCUGCUGCUGCCAGCUGUGUGACAUGAGCAGGAUGCCUAACUUCUCUGGACCCCUGUUUCUUCCUCUGUAAGUGGUGAUGUAGACUUUGAUCUCUGCAAGUCUCCUGCAGCCUUAAAGUUCUUUUCUUUUUAAAGAACGUGGCUGCUGGAAAAGCUGACACUGAGCUGAGAACUCCGCUUCACUGCGGAAGGCCAGACAGCACUGUUACAUCCAGCACCUGUGGGUCAUCCACUGCAGAGGUGGCUUCCAAAGCCUCUGAGGUCAGCAGUGUGGUUGUAGCUCUCCUCUACCCACCACAUGAUCUCUCCCCAUCUCCAGCUUUUCUUGCCUUAUUUUCUUUAUCUUUUUAUUUCCCCCCCUUCCUUUCUGAUUGUUCUAUUUGUUUUCAAUUUUCUUAAUCCAUUUUUCUCUUCACAUUGCCCAAUGGUGUAAGCCACCUGCACUGCAUAAGACUCUGCCUGCACUGCCAGGCCCACUGAUGGGCCAAGGGUUUUACCUGCUGACCUUUUCUCUGGAAAAUUUCCCUUUAACAGCUUCUCCCAAGAAGGCUUAAGUCUAGUCUUGGCAUUUGUUAUUUACCAUUUCAGGGGGAACAGUCUUAAGCUUUUAAAGGAACAUUAUGCUGGGCAGCGUGGUGGUUCACACCUAUAAUCCCAGCACUUUGGGAGGCUGAGGUGGACAGAUCACUUGAGGCCAGGAGUUGGAGACCAGCCUGGCCAACAUGGCGAAACCCCGUCUCUACUAAAAAUACAAAAAAAAAAUUAGCCAGGCGUGGUGGUGCACGACUGUAGUCCCAGCUAGGGAGGCCAAGACAUGAGAAUCGCUUGAACCUGGGAAGUGAAGAUUGCAAUGAACCAAGGUCAUGCCACUGCACUCCAGCCUGGGUGACAGAGUACGACUCUGUCUCAAAAAAAAAAAAAAAAAAAAAAAAAAAAAAGGAACAUUAUGCUGUAGUAGAAUUCGUAAGAAACAUUGAUUUUCUUUUCCAUUCAACAAACACUAUUUUCAAACACCUGCAUUAGAUGCUGAAGCAACAGCAGUCAAACACCUGCAUUAGAUGCUGAAGCAACAGCAGAAACAAGAUGGACAAGGUCCCUGCUCUCAUAGAGCUUGAAUUCUAGUGGAGAGAAACAUACAAGUAAAUAAACAGAUAAAUAAGACAGUGUCAAGCGGUGACGCAUGCUAUGCAUAAAAGAAAACAGCAGAAAUGGGUCAUGAGGGAGAGCAUUUUUGCUGACAUUUGAAGAAUAAAAAGGAACAAAAAGAUGAGUGUACCAGGCGUGAGUACCAGGCUUGCAAGUAAAAGGCCUGAAGAUGCAAAUGAGCUUGGUGCAUUUAAGGAACAGAAAGAUUUGGAAGGUAAAUUAGCAAGGCAGAAUAUUACUUGAGAUGAAGGCAGAGAGUUAAGGAGGGGCCAGAUCUCGUGGGUCCCUGUGGACCUAAGAGUUUGGACUUUUUAAGUGAAAUGAGAAGUCAUUGGAGGGUUUUAAGCAGGGGAGGAACAUUAUCUAAUUUAUGUCCUAACAUGCAUAGUAGACACCUGAUAAAUGUGUCCAAAGUUGACUGUAGGAAUAGACUCAAACUACACAACUACUCCCUUGCAUGUCUUGGGGACUGCAGCCUUCUAGGUGACAUACUCCCUUCUAAGUGAGCUUUUCCUAAGGUAGGGGUCUCCAACCAGUCUAUGGCCCCUUAGGAACCAGGCCACACAGCAGGAAGUGAGCAGCUGGUGAGCAAGUGUUCCCUCCUGAGCUCUGCCUCCUAUCAGAUCAGCUGCGCAUUAGAUUCUCAGAGGAGCAAGAAUCCUAAAGUGAACUGUGCAUGCGAGCUCCUUAUGAGAAUCUAAUGCCUGAUGAUCUGAGUUGGAGCAGUUUCAUCCUGAAACCAUCCCCACCCCCUGCCCCCACUCCGUGGAAAAAUUAUCUUCCACAAAACCAGUCCCUGGUGCCAAAAAGGUUAGGGACCACUCCCCUAAGGGAUGGAAAUAGCCAUGAAUGGUAUGUGUACUGAGAGAGAGAGAGAGAGAGAGAGAUAGCUAGAGAGAGAGAGAGAGAGAGUGUGUGUGUGUGUGUUUGGGGUGUCUUACUUAGAGAACUUCAAAAUAAUUCUGAAAAUACGUAGAGAAAUUGUCAUAUCGCCCAUGUUCUCUUUUUAGACCCAACUAUAAUUAGACUUCCCCAAAGAUUCACUCAGGCAUUUACUUAAUAGUUGAUCAAGUUUUCUGUUUUCCUGAGGGUUUGUAUCGCGGGAAGUGGCUGAUAGCUGUAGGCCUCCACCUCUGUCCAGCCCCAUGCCUGCAGGUAUUUAUUUGUGACCUAAGUCACGGGUGGACACCAGGCCAGAGUUAGACAAGAGGCGGUCCCUGCCUUCAAGGGGCUCCAGGCAAAGCAGAGGACUCUCAGUCACUUAUUCUUGGGUACUCCACUCCAGGAACUGUGCCCAUGGCCUGGCAUCAUGAAUCUGCUCAUGCAAUUAGACUCCUAUCUCAGGGAAUUUUGAGUUUAAAAGAUCCUUAGACAUCAUCUGUCCCAGUACUCCCCAGUAGGAGCACUUCUGGUAUUUUGGGUGGGACUGUCAUAAGCACCAUAGGAAAUUUCCCAUUCCUGGCCCCACCCACUGAAUGCUACAGGCCCCUGCCCCCACCAUUCCCACUCACUGCUCACCACCCCCAACAGCUACCUGAGUUGAAAAUUACUCAUCUAGCCCAGUUCCAUCACUUUACAGGUAAGGCAAUGUUAGACAACAUACGUUCUUUUCAUGCCUCUGGCCUCUGAUCCUAGCAGAAUCAGGACCCAACAUUCAGAUUUUACAAUGAAGCUAGUUUCUGAAAUAUGCCUCUCUUUUAAAUUCUUUGACUGUUACUGUUUUCUCAGAGUUAUAUACUAUGUGUUGCAUAUGUAAGUCUGAACCUUUAAGAUGGGUUAAGAAAAAAUUAUGAGCAUUUUCAGAUCGUUCUAUACAUAACUCAAGGUUUUGAUAAAAUGUUUUCUACAUGUAUUCCAUUGCCAUCCACCUCUUGAGUUCUUUAAUAAUGAGAAAUCUGACUUUCUUCCUUCCACCCUCUUUAUCUCUAUGCUUUUGUCAAGCAUCUUCUAGGAGAGUUACUGUUAUCCCAUUAAGUGUGGGGGACAGAAACAUUUGGCAUAGAAAGCUAUGGAUCUGCAGCUGACUUAAGCUGUAUAUUAUUACCCUGACUUGGGCACCAAAAUCACGUUUCAAAACUCAUUUGCUGCCAAGUAUGGUAGCUCAAGCCUGUAAUCCCAGCAAUCUGGGAAGCUAAGAUGGAAGGAUCACUUUGAAGCUAGGAGUGCAAGACCAGGCUGGGCAACAAAGCAAGAUCCCAUCUCUACCAAAUAUAAAAAUAAAAUAAAUUAGCCAGGUGCAGUGGCAUAUGCCUGUAGUCUCAGCUACUCAGGAGGCUGAGGCUGGAGGAUUGCUCGAACCCAGGAGGUCAGGGCCACAGGGAGCUAUGAUUACGCCACUGCACUCCAGCCUAAGUGACAGCAAGACUGUCUCUCUAAAAAAAAAGAAAUAAAUAAAACAAAACCAAAAAAAGAACCUCAUUUGCCUUCAUACACCUGACCUGCUCUCUUUACCUGCAUUUGUAACUUUCUCCCCACACACUUGAAUGCCCUGUAAAUGAGAAGAAGCCCUUAGCCUAAUGAAGCGAUAAGAUUUAUCAGCAAGACUGUUGAACGCAUAACUGCCCAAGAUGCCUGUCCCUCCCCCUCCAGCACCCCCGCCGCCCCCGACGUUUGCACUGGCCAAUACAGAGAAGCCUACCUUGAAUAAGACAGAGCAGGCUGGGAGAAAUGCUCUCCUUUCUGAUAUCAGCAAAGGGAAGAAACUAAAGAAGACGGUCACCAAUGACAGAAGUGCACCAAUACUGGACAAACCUAAAGGAGCUGGUGCUGGAGGCGGUGGUGGUGGCUUUGGUGGAGGCGGCGGAUUUGGCGGAGGAGGUGGUGGCGGAGGCGGUGGAAGUUUUGGAGGGGGCGGACCUCCAGGUCUGGGAGGAUUGUUCCAGGCUGGAAUGCCGAAGCUGAGAUCCACGGCCAACAGGGAUAAUGAUUCUGGAGGAAGCCGACCACCAUUGUUGCCACCGGGAGGAAGAUCCACAUCUGCGAAACCCUUUUCACCCCCAAGUGGCCCAGGGAGGUUUCCUGUGCCUUCUCCAGGCCACAGAAGUGGUCCCCCAGAGCCUCAGAGGAACCGAAUGCCGCCCCCAAGGCCCGACGUGGGCUCAAAGCCUGAUAGCAUUCCUCCUCCAGUACCUAGUACUCCAAGACCCAUUCAAUCAAGUCCGCACAACCGGGGGUCCCCACCAGUGCCCGGAGGCCCCAGGCAGCCCAGCCCCGGGCCCACUCCUCCCCCUUUCCCUGGAAACCGCGGCACUGCUUUGGGAGGAGGCUCAAUACGUCAGUCCCCCUUGAGCUCCUCCUCGCCCUUCUCCAACCGGCCUCCCCUGCCGCCUACCCCCAGCAGGGCCUUGGAUGACAAACCCCCUCCACCACCUCCUCCAGUGGGCAACAGGCCCUCCAUCCACAGGGAAGCGGUUCCCCCUCCUCCUCCUCAGAACAACAAGCCUCCAGUGCCUUCCACUCCGCGGCCUUCGGCCUCCUCACAGGCCCCACCUCCGCCGCCACCUCCCAGCAGGCCCGGGCCGCCUCCUCUGCCUCCAAGUUCCAGCGGCAAUGACGAAACCCCAAGACUCCCACAGCGGAAUCUGUCCCUCAGUUCGUCCACGCCCCCGUUACCUUCGCCAGGACGUUCAGGUCCUCUUCCUCCCCCGCCCAGUGAGAGACCCCCACCUCCAGUGAGGGACCCGCCAGGCCGAUCAGGCCCCCUCCCACCACCUCCUCCAGUAAGCAGAAACGGCAGCACAUCUCGGGCCCUGCCUGCUACCCCUCAGUUGCCAUCCAGGAGUGGAGUAGACAGUCCCAGGAGUGGACCCAGGCCUCCCCUUCCUCCUGAUAGGCCCAGUGCUGGGGCACCUCCCCCACCUCCACCAUCAACAUCUAUUAGAAAUGGCUUCCAAGACUCUCCAUGUGAAGAUGAGUGGGAAAGCAGAUUCUACUUCCAUCCGAUUUCCGAUUUGCCACCUCCAGAGCCAUAUGUACAAACGACCAAAAGUUAUCCCAGCAAACUGGCAAGAAACGAAAGCCGGAGUGGAUCCAACCGAAGAGAAAGGGGUGCUCCACCACUCCCUCCCAUCCCGAGGUGAUCUUUGCCUGCUCUUCUCUACCCAAGCUCAAGAGCUGCUUCUGUUGCUAUCUAAGAACUGCAUACCCUCCUCCCUGCUUCUUCCCUUGUGCCUCAUGUAUGGGCAGGAGGAAAGGUGGGAGGGGGAGUGGGAAUAUGCGUGUGUGGGUGGGAAUCGGUAAGAAAUGCACCUAGCUUUUCAUAUUGUGUUUAUUCUCCAGGCUAUUGCUUGCUUCAGCUGCAGCCUGCCUGUGCUGGCUGCUGGGGUCGAUAGGCUUUUGUCGUAAUAGGCAGAGAUGACUUGCAUCCCAGCUUUCCACCAACCAAAUUCAAACAUUCACUGCUUAUUUGUUACAGACUGUAAUUAUUAAAGUCCCUGAGAGCUGUUUUCUCCCGUUCCUUUUUCGCAUGCUUGGCCUCCUCUCUGUUUCUAUGAACCACAGACCACCUAAGCAAGCUGCUGAGUAAGGGCUCACUGGAAACUUGCAGUCACAGGAUGUCCAAUCUUUGGCAGUCCGAGCUUGGCUCUAGGACAGAGCUGUCCAAUAGAAAUAUAAUGUGAGCCCCAUAUACAAUUUUUACAUUUCUAAUAUAUUUUAAACAAGUGAAGUUAAUAUGCAUCCAAAAUAUUUCAACCUGUAAUCAACAUAAAAUUUUAAUGAGAUAUUUUAUAUUAUUUUUUGGUACUGAAUCUUCAAAAUCCAGAGUGUAUUUUACACUUACCGCACAUCUCCAUUCAGACUAGUCACAUUUUUAAGUGCUCAGUAGCCACAUGUGGCUGGUGGCUACUGGAUUAGACAGCACGAGUCUGGAAGAUGGAAGCUAGUGCAGAAACCUCUUGUUUAAAAAACAAAAAAGGCAAGAUGGGCUUGAGCGAUUCAAGAGGCAACUAAAAAUAAAAUUAGGACCCAGCACCUUGUUUGACACACAGUUUGACCUUCGAUUUUCCUCCCUUAACUUCCCUCUUCCCUUAAUAUCUGUAUACAAGUGUUGCUUCAAAGUACCAAGGUCAGAAAUUGAUUGAGUACGGUUUACUAAAGUCAUGUGGAAUAAAGCCAUUGGAAACAAAUGGAAAGCCUGUCGGGACUUCUGGGCUCAGAACCAGCUGGCUCACGCACUCCACUUGUCAGCUGGACUUCUGCCUUGUGAAAUGGAAGCAGCCUUUGUUCCUUUCUGGCUGAGCAAGCUCCUGAGGCUGGGAGAGACUAGGAAGGCUUGGUAGGAGGGGAAAAAAGUCAGGAAAAUAUAUCAAAUCAGAAACAUGGAAGAAGAAGGGAACCGAUUUGAGUUGGUGGGCAAAACUCUAAAAAUCUAAAUCUGAUGCUUAUGUAAGGGUUGAGCGAAUUAGGGAGAUUGCUAGUGGAAAUUGGAGGGAAUUUGUUUUGCAUCAUUUGUCUAGGAUCUAUGCAAAUAUAGCUCCACUAAAGGACCAUAGGGAAGAGCCAGCCUUGCCUUUUCUUAUAUGAUUUUGUUUACAAAAUUUUACUGGGACUUUUAAAUCUAGCUAUAGAGUUGGGAAAAAAUAUUUCCACUUAGAUAUUUUACAUGGUUUUGUUUAAAAUUACCAUUACUUGUUUUUUAAAAACACAUGACCACAUAUGUAUAUGUAUAUCUACCUAAACAUUGUAUCAUGGUUUCAGUAUGUUAUUCAUGUAUUACUGGGAGAUGCUACCAAGAAACCAACCCAAAGAAAAUUCUGAAAAAUACAUUUCUAUUUAUAGAAUAAAUGUUUCAUUUAUAUAAAAGCAAAAGAACUUAGAGUUCUAAUAAAUGGGAUGUCUAAUAAAUUAUGAAGUUACUGAUUUGAAUAUAUUAUAUUUCUAUAACUUCCUUGCCAAAGUCCUGAUUUAGUACAUUAGAGAACCUGUGUUUCCUCUCUCCUCUACCAUUCAUCUCUCUUCCAUACAGUCAUUUGGGCUUUUUACUCAAAGAGAAUCAAGAAAUAAUAAGGUAUAACAAGCUUGGCAAAGUGUUGGCUUUUUAAAAAAAAAUUUUUUUAAUCUCUAGCAGUUUGGUAAUUUAGCAGCAUCAUUUAUUUGGGAUUCUUUUAUCUGAUUUCAACAGUGAAAAACAUCCCUAUGAUAAAGCCUAAUGACCCAUUUCACAAAAGAUGGAAUUUGCCCUUCCUAGAAAAUAUGACGGAGAAAAGUCUGACUCAGAGAAAGUGGGUCUGAAUUUUAUAAGGGGUAGUAAGAAUUGGACAAUUCCUUUGCAUAUCUGAACUUGGCAGGUACCGUUCUAAAUCUGAAACAGGGUGAUAGCUCAAAGUUGCCAUUCAUCCAGAAUAGAUUGUUUUAGAAUGUAGUGUUUAAGUGACUGUUUCAUUAAUACACCUACACCCUUUCUUUGAAAGUUUGCAACCUAAUUGCAUCUAAAACUAUGAAUAAGUUCUGUGGUAAAAUCUUAAACUAUGGAAAAUUACAAAAAUGAAUUUUUCUUCCCUGAAAUCAGAGCUUACAUGUGUGUUUUUUUAUAACAUUUUCAGAUAAAUGUAUUCAACAUGUAAUACAGUAUUUUAACAUUCACCUCUUAUUUUAUAUUGAAAUGUAUUACAGUAUUAAAACUCAGUGUUCAGUAUUUAUUUCACUAUGCAUUUUAUUUAGUAAAAGCCAGGAGAAAUGUUUAAUCCAAUGGUGCCUUACUUUGUGAUUUAAAAGAAAUCAACUUUUUUUUAUGUCUAAGUAGUAGAUUAUUUGCAUAUUUGUAAAAACUGUUAGGUCUUUAUAUUUUAAAGUGUAAUACCAGUUUUGUUAUUUUAGUAGCAGAAAUGGGAUGAUUGUUAAAGUUCCCCAAAAAUGUUGGCAUGAAAUUAAUUUUUCCCUCCUUAUAGUCAAGGACCGUAGAGGAAGAAAAACUUUUUUUUCAUACCAUGCACUAUGUAAACAGACACAUUUUGCUAUCUGUGUCAUCAGGAUAGUGUAAGUGGUAGGGUAGAGACUACCCUAGACAUCUGCAUCUUUGUAAGUUAGCCAGACAAUAAAGAAAAGCAGAAUGA
Molecule: messenger RNA, 28529 nt
Organism: Homo sapiens (human)
Lineage: Eukaryota; Metazoa; Chordata; Mammalia; Primates; Hominidae
Gene: WIPF1
Product: WAS/WASL interacting protein family member 1
Exons: 13
Coding region: 24045-25556 (503 amino acids)
Biological process (GO): actin filament-based process; protein folding
Cellular component (GO): cytoplasmic vesicle; actin cytoskeleton; cytoskeleton
Molecular function (GO): actin binding
Source: RefSeq, a predicted model, not a curated record